AUGGCUGCUGCCAUAAGCAACCUCUUGCGCAGGGCUCUACUCUACGUUCCAGGAUCCUCACAGCGCAUGCUAGAUAAAUCCCGCUCCCUGGUUGCCGACUGCGUAGCCUACGACCUCGAAGACAGCGUAACUCCUACGAAGAAAGAGGAAGCCCGCGUCCUGGUUCGCAAUGCCCUUAACCAUCCCUUACCCUCUGGAAUAAAGGAGCGUGCAGUGCGCAUAAAUGCCGUCAGCAGCGGUCUUGCUCUAGCUGACCUUACUGAAGUGCUUCAAUCCCCAAACCUAACCACCCUCGUCGUCCCCAAAGUCGACUCGGCCUCCGACCUCCACUUCAUCUCCGACGUAAUAUCCCACACCCGCUCCACCGCCAAACCAACCCACGCAAACCCAACCCCUUCCCAAAACUCUCCCAUAACCAUCCUCGCCCUAAUUGAAAGCGCCAAAUCAAUCCUCAACCUCCCCCAAAUCUGCUCCGCAACCCCAACCCAACUAUCCGGCCUCAUCUUCGCCGCAGCAGACUUCUCCAAAGACCUAAGCAUAACCCAAACCCCGUCUCUGACCGAAUUCCUCUACGCGCGCUCUGCAAUCGUCACUGCCGCCCGCGCCUACAAUAUCCCCUCCACAAUCGACCUAGUGUGCACGGACUUCAAGACGCCUGCUGUUCUGGAGGAAGAGGCGCUGAAUGGCAAGCGGAUGGGGUUCAAUGGAAAGCAGUGUAUUCAUCCCUCGCAGUUGGAGGCGGUGCAGCGGAUUUUUAGCCCUGAGGAGAAGGAGGUGGAGUGGGCUGUUAGGGUUGUUGUGGCGGAUGCGAAGGCAGCGGAGAGUGGGAGGGGAGCAUGGACGUUGGAUGGCAUGAUGAUCGAUAUACCUGUUGUCGAGAGGGCGAAGGGUAUUGUGAGAAAGGCGGAGCUUUGUGGGAUUGAUGUGCCAGCGUGGAGGGAGAGGUUUGCAGGGGAGGAACCACAGUAG
Messenger RNA from Paracoccidioides brasiliensis Pb18, 969 nucleotides. RefSeq lists its product as uncharacterized. Gene Ontology annotation, biological process: oxaloacetate metabolic process. Gene Ontology annotation, molecular function: magnesium ion binding; catalytic activity. The record is from RefSeq and is a predicted model, not a curated record. The transcript has 3 exons. The coding region runs from base 1 to 969 and encodes 322 amino acids.